Messenger RNA from Lymnaea stagnalis (great pond snail), 1161 nucleotides. The record is from the annotation of a GenBank genome assembly. NCBI's taxonomy places the organism in Eukaryota, Metazoa, Mollusca, Gastropoda, Lymnaeidae.
CUCUGGUGUUAGCUGUGAGUUUGAAGAGAACCCUUGUGACUCAGAACCUUGCCUGAAUGGAGGUGAAUGCAAGGGGUCUCAAGAAUUUUUGCAUUGUGAAUGUAGCACAGGUACCACUAUUAAUGUGGCUAUUCAAUAAAGUUUUACAUAGUUUUACGUACAAUUAUAUGGUUUGAAAAUGUAAUCUAUGUUAAGUUUUGGCCAGUAGAAUGAACAAUAUGUAAGAAAGGACUGAAAACCAAUUUAGAAAGAAAACGAUACCAAAGCUUGUGAUACCAACAAUAUUUAAUUCAAUUUUAAAUUAAAUUACUAUAAAAAUACAAAAUUAAAUAUGCAGAAACAAAAACUAUGCCAACUUACAGCACAGCAGUGAAAAGGUCCAAUCCUCAAAAAAUAUAAAUAAUAAUUUACACAUACACACAUAAAGAGUACAAUCUUGCAAUUUUAAAAUGUGUCAUAUAUGUCUUAGGAAAUAUGGAACAAAUCUCUUUUUUUUCUGGUAGGAAUCAAAUCAAAACCAUCCAGAAAAGAAAUCUAGAGAUUAUGUCACCUGAUAGCAUUCUUUAAAACAAAGGAGACAAGUGGUGGUGGCCAUAACGCUUAAAUUAGGUCUACACACAUGCCUUUACACAUAUGCAGCUGUUUCUUUCAACAUAUAUUAAUCGGGUUGUCAAUGGAAACUUUACUAUUCUAUUGGAAUUAGCACAGUGAAUAUAUUUUUUAAAGCCAGAAAUGACGGGGUGCACUUAUAUCACUGAAAGCACACUACUGCUACUGUUACAGAUUUUUUACAAUUGGUAAAAAUAAAGAAAUAUUUGUAAAGAUGUUAAGUUCUUAAUAAUAAGAAGCCCAAUGGUUUCCCUUUGUGCUUUGUAUGAUUAUGAUUAAACAAAUAUUUCAAAAGCUGUUUUCAGCACUCAGGGCUUUGUGUUUUCCUUUCCUAAAAUUGAAUCUUUAAUUUUGGUAUAAAUACCAUGUCUUUCAUCAAAGUAAAUCGUUUGUCAUUUGCACUAAGGCUACACAGGAGAAAGAUGUGAGACUAAGAUUGACAGCUGUGAACCAAUGCCUUGUUAUAUCUUGGGGACUGAGAGCUGUGAAGGGGAGAGCCUGUCAUACCACUGUAAAUGUUUGCCUGGUUGGGAAGGUAAUGGUAUUUAUUGA